AUGCCUUUGAUCGGAGAGGUUUUUUGGAAUCAACACAUAGCUCCUGCCACGGCCGCCAUUUGGUCCACCACAUGUGUAGCAACAAUCUGUUCUGCUACAAUAGGCCCUGUAACAGGACUUCUUCCUGCUGAAGUAAGAAUUAAUGCACUUACUUGCCAUGAAAUGAGAUUUCCUUUUGUUGUAGAUGCUAAGGUGGACGAGAGUGUUGAUUUGCGAACCAAUGUGGAGUUGGUGAGAUCAGUCUCUGAUAAGCAUCAUGAUCUUAAAAGGCCAUCUACUCGGAACUAUUCAAGAGGACAAGCAACAGAUGCAGGUGGCCAUCGAAAGGGAAAGUAUGCCUUGAUUAGAGAUCCAGAGAGCUUCCCAACUGGAAUUUAUGAUAAGCCCCUUCCAUUUUUUGGAUGUGGAAUUGGAUGGUUCUCAUUUCUUUUUGGAUUUUUAUGCCCUCCUAUGUGGUUCUAUGCUACAUUCCUCUAUUUUGGAAAUCAUUAUAAAAAGGAUCCUAGGGAACGAGCAGGGCUGGGAGCCUCGGCAAUUGCUGCAUUAGUGUGCUCUGUGGUGUUGCUGAUAGUUGUUGGAGGAAUUCUUGUGUUUAAAUUGCGGAUCCUCUAUUUGUAA
Messenger RNA from Sphenostylis stenocarpa, 618 nucleotides. Lineage: Eukaryota; Viridiplantae; Streptophyta; Magnoliopsida; Fabales; Fabaceae. The record is from the annotation of a GenBank genome assembly.